Molecule: messenger RNA, 1150 nt
Organism: Exaiptasia diaphana
Lineage: Eukaryota; Metazoa; Cnidaria; Anthozoa; Actiniaria; Aiptasiidae
Product: universal stress protein A-like protein
Exons: 4
Coding region: 100-576 (158 amino acids)
Source: RefSeq, a predicted model, not a curated record
GUAAUAAGAACUGCCAUUGAGACUUUCACGAAUACAAAAGUUGCAACACUUUAAUCCAGAUAUUCGCUCUUCUAAUAACGCACUUGGGAAACCUGAGCAAUGUCUACGCCUAAAAGAAUCGUUAUMCCAGUAGACGGUAGUUCGCACAGUGAAAAAGCAUUUGAGUGGUAUGCUAAUAACAUUCAUGAUAAAGGUUCAGAAGUUCUAGUCCUACAUGUACAGGAGCCUCCAAUUGCAACCUCCACACCCUACCCAUAUGGUGGAACAGUUUUACCAAGUGAGUGGAAUGCAGCAGUUGACAAAAGUAUUGCAGAGUCUGCAAAAAUCAUUGAUUUCUACAACAAGAAGUGCCAUCAAAUGGGGGUAAAAUGCAGAUUGUACAAGGGAAAUGGAAAACCAGGCGAAUCAAUAUGUCAACUUGCCACUGACUAUGAUGCUGAUCAAAUAGUAAUGGGUUCUAGAGGAUGUGGAACUGUACGYCGRACACUUUUAGGCAGUGUUAGUGACUACUGUGUUCAYCACAGUGGGAUUCCAGUGACUGUUAUCCCUCCAGAACACUCUAAUGUAAAUCAAUAGGCAAAUAUUCUCUUAGGGGUUGGACAUUUUAUUCAAAUGGUUGUUUUUACAUUUUGCAAAUGAUAUAAUCUUAUUAUAAGUUAUGUCACAGGCACAGGUGGGUCAUUUAGAUGGGUUUAUGAUAAACUGUUUUAAUUUAUAACUUAUGUUCAUAAAACACCUUUUAAAAUAUGCACAGAGUGACUCCUUUGGGAACAGUGUCAUUCUCGAGGCCACUAGAGUCUUUUGUCAGCAAUCUACUGACACCAGGCCAAUCAUGGCCAAUAUAGACCAGGCUCAUUGAAUUCUGCUGGAUUUCAAAAGUUCAGGCUCUGUAUAGUAUAUGAGAUUGGAACAGCAUUCUCUAGUCCUUGCUCACCCAGGAUCUGCUUGCUCUUACUCUUGCAUCAGGAACAUCUGGGUAUACUGCUUUUUAUAUAGAGAAGCUUGUGCACAUUAUAAAKUAAACAAUUGAUAACAAAAACUGUGGUUUAAUAUCUCAGUUAAUAGUGCUUAAUUGAGCAAUAAAAAGAUAGUUCAUGUAGGAAGUUCUMAAAAACAAUAUUUGAAAAAUAAACAAAUAAAUCAGACUUUA